Rhagoletis zephyria (snowberry fruit fly) is the source of this 2172-nucleotide messenger RNA. Lineage: Eukaryota; Metazoa; Arthropoda; Insecta; Diptera; Tephritidae. The record is from RefSeq and is a predicted model, not a curated record.
AUGACGACAUUCCUCGCAGAGCUUGAACAGGAUCCGUUUGAUGGGGAAGAGUUCAUCGAGAGGCUUGCAUGGAGAGCAACAAAUGGAAAGUUUGACGAUGACACCUUUGAGAGUGAAGCAUUGCACGAAGCACUGCACGAAGCUUUUGAGAAUGGAAUUAAAGACCUGAAAUCUAUUUAUGAUACCAACCAGAAGAAAUGUGAACGUCUGGAAAUGAUUUGCGGUGAAGAGGAGAAGAAGCACUGGAGCAAAGUGGGUGAGCUUCAGCAAAAGUGCAAAGACUCUCUAGCCAGCUUUGAGAAACUUGACAAGCGCCUGGACAUUGUGGCCGACAAAGUAGUCUACUUGGGCGAGCAACUUGAAGGCGUCAACACUCCUCGCACCAGAGCAGUAGAGGCACAAAAGCUGAUGAAGCAAUUUGCUCGAUACCUUGACUAUAAUGAUGACUUUUUGAACCCAUUCGGGGACGAAUUUGAGGAGAGUAUUACUAAGCUUUACGAAGAGGCCGAUAUCAUUCAAAAGCUGUAUCUCAUAUCGCAAGAACUGCCUGCAGGACCCAAAUUUGACAAAGCUAAAGAGUUAAUCGCCAAACGCUAUGACUUUAUUGAAAAGCAACUUAUUGAGGAGUUUGCUACUGCACAGAAGAAUGAUGAUCGGGUCAAGAUGAAGAUGAUUUCAUCCAUUCUCACACAUUUCAAAGGCUACUCCCAGUGCGUCGAUGUGUUCAUUGAGCAAAGCCAAAUGGGAAUAUUUUUAAGCGAAAACAUUUUUGGUGACAUAGUUUCACUUUGUGGAAAGAAUCAAAAGACCAUUACUGAAGUGUUUACCAACCCAGACCAAGUAAUGUCAAAAUUUGUGCUGAACAUUUUCCACGGAAAGAUUCAGGAAUUUAUUUCCACUCGACUUAUCGAUGACCGCGGAGAAGAGUUUCUGGCUGAACUCUUUGCCAUGUUCUCAAAAACAAAUAAACUGAUCGAGCAGUUGUCUAAACAAAAGUUCCUCGGCUGUGAUAAUAACUUCCUCAAUAAGAUUACCCGCAACAUAUUUGCCAGACAUCUUGACAAUUACAUUGUUCUUGAAACUUCCAAUUUAAAAGAAAAAUGUAUGUCGAUUCUACAAAGCUACUACGACUCAAAGAAUCACAUUAAACGUGCCGCCCCGUCCAGUUCCAUUCAGGAGAUGAUUCAAGCGAGAAUCGGCCGAACUAAUAUCAAUCUUGCCAACCUUAAUCUCAAUAUCACAGCUGCCAAUCAAGAACUGCCUGGCGAAACUUUUCUCUCUGAGGAAAUUGCAAUUUCAAUACUGCAAGAAACGAAAAGGUCUCUCCAGCGAUGUGCACUGCUCUCAAAGCCACAGGAAAUGGCACAGAAUGCUCUUAUCUUGUAUGAAAUUGAACUGCAGCAUCUGUGCAUUGAUCACAUCGAUUACGCCAUUGAGUUUGGUCUACAGGCCAUUCCACAAGCCGAUCCAAAGAGCCCUCCUGAGAUAUACUUUUUUGAUGUGGUUCGCCAGUGUAAUGAAAUCUGCCACCUCAUUGAAAAGCAGUUUGCCAACUCGGUACUUCCCUUGAUUUCCUCAACCACUAAAUACCCUGAAUGCAUUAAGAAGAAGCGAGAUGUGAUGCAGCAGAUGGAAAAUAAGCUUAAUUCAGGCCUAGAAAAGUCGAACGCAUCAAUAAUCGGCUGGAUAAAAAACAUACUUCAAUCUGAGCAGAAGAAAAGCGAUUUUAAGCCCGAGUCUGAAGACAUUAUUCCUACUUGCACUAAUGCUUGCUCAAAAGUUGUCAAGUUUAUCAACUACAACCGCAGCAAGAUUCUCGAAUCAUUGGACGGGAAAAAUGUAGAGGCCAUUCUUUCAGAUUUAGGCGUCAAGAUUCAUCGGACCAUAUUUGAGCACUUUCAGCAAUUUCAAUUCAACAUUGUUGGUGCCAUGGUUGUUAUUUGUGACGUUAAAGAGUACCGCAAUUGUAUUGACAAGUUUAAGUUACCAUUGCUUAACAACUUAUUCAACAUUCUUCAUGCACUGUGCAACUUGCUUUUGGUUCCGGCUGAAAACUUGCGCCAAGUUUCAAGUGGAGAUCAACUGGCAAGCUUAGAUCGCUCUAUUGUCUAUAACUUUAUUCAACUUCGCUCUGACUACAAGUCUUCUAAAUUGGUCAACUACUUAAAAUAA